UCGGGAACUCCGCAGAAAUGGCAACCUCCGGUUGUAGAAGACGAAAAAGGACGUUGUCGUUUUGAGAAAGAAUCUAUUUUUACAAUAAUAUCAUCAUUUUACUCUUGAACCCACAAAUCUCUCGCGAUUCUCUAAUCAACCAGCCGAUUUACAGUCUCUUUUCAAUGGCGAAUCAACCAAACUCUGAACCAAUCGGUGUUGCCACCGAUCUAGUCGAUUUCUUGAAUGCUUCCCCAACGGCAUUCCACGCAGUUGAUGAGGCGAAGAAACGGCUGAAUAGUGCUGGAUAUGAACAAAUUUCGGAGAGGGGGGAAUGGAAAUUACAAGCUGGAAAUAAGUAUUUUUUCACUAGGAACCACUCCACCAUCGUGGCCUUUGCAAUUGGUCAAAAAUAUGUUGCUGGCAAUGGGUUCCAUAUUAUAGGUGCUCAUACUGACAGUCCAUGCCUAAAACUGAAGCCUGUCUCAAAGGUAUCCAAAGGUGGGUACUUGGAGGUAGGUGUGCAGACUUAUGGAGGAGGUCUAUGGCACACGUGGUUUGAUCGCGACCUAACCAUUGCUGGAAGGGUCAUAAUCAGAGAAGGAAAAGAGGGUUCCGGUUCUUAUUUACAUAAGCUAGUUAGGAUACAUGAGCCGAUAAUGCGAAUCCCGACUUUGGCAAUUCACUUGAACAAGGGUGUUAGUGAAGGAUUUCAAGUGAAUACGCAAACCCAUCUGCUGCCAGUCUUGGCAACAUCAGUUAAGGCAGAGCUUAAUAAGGUGGUCUGCAAGAAUGGUCCUGUUGAAAGUGAAGGUUCAACUGCGAACAAAAAGUCUGAUGAAAAAUCAAACAUCAUUUCGCCAAAGCAUCAUCCACUUCUUUUACAGCUUCUCUCGGAACAGAUUGGCUGUGAACCAGGAGACAUUUGCGAUUUUGAGUUACAGGCCUGCGAUACACAACCGAGUGUAAUAGCUGGUGCAGCUAAAGAAUUCAUAUUCUCCGGAAGACUUGAUAAUUUAUGCAUGUCAUUUUGCUCCUUAAAGGCAUUAAUAGAUAGUACCUUGUCUGGAAGUCUUGAGAAUGAGAACAAUAUAAGGAUGGUUGCUUUAUUUGACCACGAGGAGGUUGGUUCAAAUUCUGCCCAGGGCGCUGGCUCUCCUGUAUUGUUUGACGCCUUGUCUCGAAUUACAAGUUCCUUCAGUUCAGAAUCCAAGCAAUUACUGGAGAUAGCAUUUCAAAAGAGUUUUGUCGUGUCUGCUGACAUGGCACAUGCACUGCAUCCCAAUUACAUGGAUAAACAUGAAGAAAAUCAUCAGCCAAAAUUGCAUGGCGGGCUUGUAAUAAAAAACAAUGCAAAUCAACGCUACGCAACAAAUGCAAUCACUUCUUUUUUGUUCAGGGAGAUAGCGGCAAAGCAUAACCUUCCAGUUCAGGAUUUUGUGGUUCGCAAUGACAUGGGUUGUGGGUCAACAAUUGGUCCGAUUCUAGCUAGUGGAACUGGAAUAAGGACGGUUGAUGUUGGGGCGCCGCAGUUGUCUAUGCACAGCAUAAGAGAGAUGUGCGCGGUUGAUGAUGUGAAGCAUUCUUAUGAACAUUUCAAGGCAUUCUUUCAAGAAUUCUCUCAUCUUGAUAAUAAGCUUGCUGUGGACAUGUAAACCACCACCUGCCUUUGUUUCAAACUUCACUUUUCUUUUUUUAAUUUACUUGCAAGAACUUUAAACUUGUUUGGCUUAAGACCUGAUGAAGAAACAAAGUGUUUCAUUAUUACAGUUUUAAUAUGAUAUUUUACCUUCUAGUUA
This is a messenger RNA of Impatiens glandulifera, 1778 nucleotides long. Its product is annotated as probable aspartyl aminopeptidase. The record is from RefSeq and is a predicted model, not a curated record. Gene Ontology annotation, molecular function: zinc ion binding; aminopeptidase activity. Gene Ontology annotation, biological process: proteolysis. The coding region runs from base 165 to 1634 and encodes 489 amino acids. NCBI's taxonomy places the organism in Eukaryota, Viridiplantae, Streptophyta, Magnoliopsida, Ericales, Balsaminaceae. The transcript is spliced from 11 exons.